AGAGGUAAUUGAGCAGACAAGUUUGAGUCUCGUGCCAACUUCGCCCACUUCCAGUCAAUGAGCACAGGAGAACAGUUUCACUUUCAUUUAGAAUCGUAUAAAUACACCUGUGCUCCCCGUCUCAGAGCAGCACCUUCACUCUCCUGAAGAGCCUCGCUGAAACCUUACCUCACACCUCAAGACUAACAGAGACAUGGCCUCUCGAGUUGCAGCUCUGCUCCUGCUGGGUGUCAUCUGCCUUGGCUUUGUGACAGCUGAGGUUCCAGUAGACUGCUGUUUGCAAACCUCUUCCAAACGCUUCCCAUUGCACAUCGUCGCACACCACAUGAUUCAAGAGGCUGGCCAAGGCUGUGAGAUUGGAGCCACAGUGAUCAUCACAAAGGUUGGAAAGCAACUGUGUUUUUCCCAUCCCAGUGUGGAACCAUGGGUGCAAAACUACAUCAGGCAUCUGGAGAAGACCAAGCCAAACAAUCAGAAGUAGAAAUAAGAAAACUCCAGGAAAGAUGGCUGAAGACCUCAAAGUCCAACUUCAAACUGAGAGUGGAUAUCAGAGUCAGACAAUCAUCUGUUUGUCUGGAAGAUCAAAAUCAGACUUAGCUCAUAUUUAUGAUCAUUUUAACAUGAGCCAAUCAGACAGCAGCUAAAUGUACAAUUCUCCAUGAGUGUAAAUAAACCAUUUGUUAAUAUACCUUUCCUUUCUAUCCUCUUUGUUUUGCGUUUUAUGUUUAAUUAUAAGACUGCUGGGUUUUUUUUACAUUUUUUAAAAGUGUGUUUUUUCUGAUCAAGAAUUUGAGCUCUGUUUGUUUAAAUUACU
Messenger RNA from Cheilinus undulatus (humphead wrasse), 814 nucleotides. Its product is annotated as C-C motif chemokine 19-like. Gene Ontology annotation, biological process: positive regulation of GTPase activity; neutrophil chemotaxis; cellular response to type II interferon. Gene Ontology annotation, molecular function: chemokine activity; CCR chemokine receptor binding. The transcript is spliced from 4 exons. Gene Ontology annotation, cellular component: extracellular region. Bases 194 to 481 code for a protein of 95 amino acids. NCBI's taxonomy places the organism in Eukaryota, Metazoa, Chordata, Actinopteri, Labriformes, Labridae. The record is from RefSeq and is a predicted model, not a curated record.